Messenger RNA from Symbiodinium necroappetens, 2208 nucleotides. NCBI's taxonomy places the organism in Eukaryota, Dinophyceae, Suessiales, Symbiodiniaceae. The record is from the annotation of a GenBank genome assembly.
AUGCUGGUAACGGAGCUUUCCGCACAACCAUGGUUCGGCACUUGGGCCUACAGCUGUCUGGCUGCGGGAGGAGAUGUGCCGGUCAAAGGAAAGGGUGAUGCAGGCAAAGCCAAGGGCAUGGAUGCUGGUUACAAGGGUGGAGCUAUGGGCGGCUACAACGGCUACAAGGGUGGUGGUUGUGCAUAUGGGUACGCCACCGAUGCUUAUCAAAAGGGCAAAGGCAAAAGAGACUCCUUUGAUGGCGGCUUUUCAGGCAAAGGUGGAAGAGAUUAUCCUACACACGGAACUGGAGCUGCAGCAACGCAGGAGAACAUAGACAUGCUAUCGACAGCUGUUUCGGCCAUGCCUCCCAGUCUGGCUAGCGCCGGCGACAGAUCGCAGGUCCUGCAAUUCAAUUGUGCAGCAAGUUACGUCAGCGCGCUUAUCGGCAAGGCUGGUAUGGGCACAAAGCAAAUUGCGAUUACAACGGAUACGAAGAUCAUGAUUCGGGAAAUCGAUGGCAACCAAGCCGAAAAGACCGUCGUGAUAAAGGGAAACGCGGUCAACGUUGCAUCAGCAUACCUGCACGUUGCCAGCCGACUCUCGAACAUCGCGCAGCUUGUCAUAAGUGUUGGAAGUGUUGCCACGCGACACGCGUGCCUGUGCGCUUUGCCCCGGACGAUUGAAAGCCCUCACGGCCAGUACUUCGAAGCAAUCACUGGGCCAAGAACCAUUCGCAAGCGAUUGCAUCAGGCCCGGUCAACGCGUCAAUGCGACAUUCUGGCUGGUACGGACACAGCUACGGAUGCUCGAACCUGCACCAGACUGAUAGUCGAGUGCCGUCGCACGAGACGCUGGCAGAGUGCGAUUAGAUUGCUGCAGGCCGUGCUGAACCGUGAGCUGGAAACAUCUGUUCACGUACAUAGUGCGAUCGUGAGCGCAUGUGAGCAUGCUACAUGGUGGCAUCACGCUCUUCGACAUUUCGUCUCAACACGCAGGGCUCAGGAGCUGCAGCUUGACGCCAUCAUCUUCAGCGCGGCCAUUUCUGCCUGCGGGAAGGGUUCUUUGUGGCUAUCGGCACUAGCAAUGUUGGCAUCGAUGACGAAGCAGCAUCUCCUGGCCAACCAGGUGACCUAUGGUGCCCUCGCCGCAGCCUGCGCAAAUGCGGCAACCUGGAGAGCAGCCAUUGCCAUCCUGCAGCAUGGUUUACAGCAAGAUCAGACAGGCCUCAUCAUCAGCAGUUCUGUGCUGAGUGCCUGCGAGAAGUCCACGGCGUGGCUGGCAGCUGUUAGCCUGAUCCGGUCACUUGCGGCCAGCACUCGGCUAGACAUGAUUGCUUUCAGUGCUGUAAUUUCAUGCACUGAAAAAGCUGGACGAUGGCUCGAAGCUGUGAACAGCUUGUCCAGGUUGUUGUUGACCGGUAUUUCUCCGGGCGUUGUAACGCUGAAUGCCUUGGUCAGCGCCUGCAAGUGGAAUGGUCAAUGGGAGCGGGCUUUGGUGAAGCUCACUUUUCUGAGAAGGCUGCUUCAGCCAGAUGUCGUGAGCUACACAGCCGCCACAGUAGCGUGUGGUGCAAGCGGCAAGUGGCUAGAUGCCAUGCUGCUGUGGGCAGCCAUGCGGUCUGGUGGAGUGAUCCCGAACAUAAUCAUGCGCAAUUCGUUGAUCAGUGUAUGCGAAGAGUCUGGGCAGUGGGAAAUGGCAUUGGAUGUGAUCGAGCAGAAAACGCCGCGUCGGGCCUACACGACUGUAACCAUCAACUCGGGCAUCAGCGCUUGCACCCGAGGAAUUCGGUGGAAUCAAGCUCUGCAUCUUUUUGGAUCCCUCUUGCAGCCACAACAGCAACUGCAGCCAACACUUGUAAGCUUCAACUCGGUGCUCGACGCCUGCCGUGCCCGUGGGUGGCUUGAAGUUCUUGCGAUCAUGGGCAUCCUGCGGAGGCGCUCGUUGCUGCCAGAUGCUCUCUCUCUAAACGUGGCAGCUGCGGCUCUGGAGCAGCAAGCUUGCUGGGUCGGUGCAUCAAUGCUUCUGGCAGAAGCGCAGAACCGGGAUGAUCGGCUGUUGGGCCCAGAGGCGGCAACCGUGAGUGCAGCCGUUGAUGCUUGCGAGAGGCACGGGUGCACAUUUCGGGCCGCAGGAUUGCUCCGUGAAGUGGGAUGCAGCACACCGAGCAAUCUGAGAGAUAUAAUGCACGCGGCGCAAAAGAACAUGUCCGUGCAUUUGCAGAAAUGA